GGGCGGGCGGGCGCCGCCAUGCAGCGGGUGGCGCUGGGCGCGGUGGCCCGGGCCCUGCUCGGGGCCCCGGCCCGGCUCUUCCGAGCCGCCCCGCAGGCGCUGGCGGCCGACAAGGAGGCGCUGAUGAGGCUGCGGCGGAAAACGGGGCUCUCGUUCGUGCACUGCCGGCAGGCGCUGCUCCGCUUCGAGGGUGACCUGGCACAGGCCGAGGCCUGGCUCAAUGAGCAGGCCCAGAAGGAAGGAUGGAGCAAAGCCACCAAGUUGCAGGGGCGGAGGACCAAGGAGGGCCUCAUCGGGCUGCUGCAGGAGGGCAACGUGGCCGUCAUGGUGGAGGUGAACUGCGAGACAGAUUUCGUGGCCAGGAAUGCCAAGUUUCAGCAGCUGGUGCAGCAGGUCGUGCUGGGCACCAUGUUCCACUGCCGAGGCGCCGCAGAGCAGCUGACGUCCUACACUAAGCAUUUUCUGAAGUCGGAUGAGCUGUCCCAGCUCCGGACGGGGUCCGGCGGGGGCCUGCUCAGUGACCAGGUGGCUCUGGCAAUAGGCAAGCUGGGAGAGAACAUGACGCUGCGGCGGGCCGCCUGGCUGGCCGUGCCGGAGGACUGCUACAUCGCCUCGUACGUGCACGGCUCGCUGCCGGCGAGCGCCGCGCCGGCGGCCGCCGUGGCCAUGGGCAAGUACGGGGCGCUGGUGGCGUGCCGGCUGGCGGAGCCCUGCGCCAAGGGCAGCCUGCGCGACGUGGGGCGGAAGCUGGCCCAGCACGUGGUGGGAAUGGCCCCGCUCUCCGUCGGCUCCCCCGAGGACGAGCCCGGCGGCGAGACGGAGACCAGGAUGCUGGCGCAGACCUUCCUGCUCGACCCCACCGUUACGCUGGGCCAGUUCAUACAGCCGCGGCGCCUGGCCGUGCUGGACUUCGUGAGGUUCGAGUGCGGGGAGGAGGCAGAGCAGCCGCGAGCCGCGUAGACGGCGAGGACGGAGCGGCCUCUUGGGCCCAGCACCGAGCUCUGCCCUGCACUUUGAGCCUGGAUCAGCGACUGCGCGAGCCUGGCUGGGGACACGGCAGCCGGAGAAGGUAAAAGGGCCGAUUCGUAUCGCGGGCCAGGUCUGCGCUGGCCCGGAGGAGCUGACUCGAGGGGCAGCACGAGCCACGUGUCUGACCAGAGCGAGGCAGAAUAAAGAGAUGCCCAAGCUCAGCGGUA
This is a messenger RNA of Rhea pennata, 1196 nucleotides long. It is a transcript of the gene TSFM, whose product is annotated as Ts translation elongation factor, mitochondrial. The record is from RefSeq and is a predicted model, not a curated record. Bases 19 to 960 code for a protein of 313 amino acids. Gene Ontology annotation, molecular function: protein binding; translation elongation factor activity. Gene Ontology annotation, biological process: mitochondrial translational elongation. NCBI's taxonomy places the organism in Eukaryota, Metazoa, Chordata, Aves, Rheiformes, Rheidae. The transcript is spliced from 6 exons. Gene Ontology annotation, cellular component: mitochondrial matrix.